AUGGCGAUGACGCAGAUGCCCAACCUCCUGCAAAGUGCAGGCUGCAGGAAGUUGGCAGGCGAGCUACCAGACACAGGUGCAGAUUCCGUCCCCAUUGCGCUCAAGGAACAAAUCGAUGAAGAGAAAGCCUACUUCGGCGUACUCUUGGAGGACAGCGGCUUGUCCCAGUACCAAUCCAAGCUGCCGGAAGUGGAGAAGAUGUUGGGGAUGCAAGAGGAUCAUCUCAUGAAGAUUGCGUCAGAAGUGGGCAUCAGUGAGCCAAGUGCUUGUCAGAAGUUCUUGAGCGUGAUGAAGGUGCUACAUGAUGGGAGCAUUGAGCAUUGCGUGCGUAGGCGUUUCGUUGCUCUGUUGGAAAGUAGCGAUUUGUCACAGUACCGGCACCAGCUGCUCGGUGAUGUGGAGCAGUUGCUUGCAAUGCAAGACGAAGAUCUGACCGACUUGGCAACAGAGACAGGCAUGAGGAAGGAUGCACGACACAGGUUCUUGUGCAUCAUCAACGUGCUUCGCAGGGAAAACCCUAUCGCUGCCGCGCACUUUGCGAGGCAAUUCGUGAAGCUCCUACACGAGAACGGCUUGUUCCAAUACCGAGCAAAGCUGCCGAACGAGGUGCAGCGAAUGCUUGGCAUGGACAAAGAGGAAGUGACUGACCUCGCCUUGGAAGCAGGUAUGAAGAAGGAUGCGCGGAUGAAGCUGAUGAAUGUGCUUGAUGCGCUGCGCAGCUGGGGCUCAGUUGCUGAGCCCUUUCUCAAGCUGCUGGAAGAGAGUGGCCUGUCCAAAUACCACAGCAGUCUUCUGGGCAGUGUAGAGUGCAUCAUGGCCAUGGAUGAGGAGGACUUGGUUGAUGUUGCGUCCGAGGCAGGCAUGAACAAGGACGACCGACGGAAAUUCGUGCAGGUGGUGGCGGCAUUGCGAUCUCCGGAAGCACAAGGUGAUGUCAGUGACAGCGAUGAUACAUGGCUGCCAGUUGAGAGUGAGCCUCCGCAGAGUUUGAUUGAGUUUCUGGCGCAGAAGGGCUUGGACAAAUACGCGAAGAAAAUGUACAACCAUCCCAACAACUACGGUCACGAGGAGAUGCUUCUCAGCAUGGGCUUGGAAGACCUUCUCGAGGUGGCGAUGGAGUGUGACUUCGCAAAGGAGGACUGCAGAAAGCUCGGAGAGCUCGUGCAGGAAGAGUUGUGGAAGAGGGACGCCGCCCCGUCCAUUGGAGGGAAAUUGGCGGAGACUUUGACGGCAGCGCGGAAGGAGGUUAAAAAGUCCCUCACGAUCAGCUAUCUUCCAUUCAGGCAAGUGGAAGAGCUUUGCUAUAGCUACAAAUUCCCGGAUGGCAUUGCUCCGCCAACACAUCCGUGCGCACUCCGUGUGCUGGAAGCCGCAAUUCCAGAGUCUUUCAUCAAUCGCAACAUCUCGAGGGAUGUCGUUGUACUGGUCGUUGGCCAGACUGGUGCCGGCAAAUCCACCCAGAUUGACAGCAUGCUCAACUACAUCCUUGGUGUCAAGUGGGCGGAGAAGGUCCGGUUCAAAGUCAUCGACGAACAGCAGACGGUCACUGCUGAGUCUUUACAUGCAGGAGCUGCAGCAAGCCAGACCGAUGCAGUCACUGCUUACAAAAUUCCAGCAGUGAGGGAUGGCCCGGUGAAUGCCAACUUUACCAUCAUUGACACACCCGGCUUCGGGGAUACCAGGGGUCUCCAUUUCGAUGCCAAGAUUGUUGACCAGAUGAAGAAGUUCUUUCAGGAUUUUGCCGGUCAAGUUCCCUCGCUAUCGGCAGUCUGCUUCGUCACCCAAGCAUCAGCAGCUCGGCUCACUGAGUCUCAACAGUACGUUUGGGACGCUAUCUUGAGCCUUUUCGGCAAGGACAUAGCUGAGAACAUCGCCCUUUGCUUCACCUUUGCUGACGGUGAAAAACCACAAGCUCUCGAGGCUGUCAGGGCGGGCGGGAUUCCCAUGGUGGCACAUUACAAGUUCAACAACUCCGCUUUGUUCGUUGAUCCGCACAGCCCGGAGACAGGUGCGGUCAGCAAGAUGUUUUGGGACAUGGGCAAACAGAGCAUGGAGGAGUUUUUCCAUGCAUUGGAAAGGUUCUCUGCCAAGAGCUUGCAUUUGACGCAGCAAGUCCUGAGUGAGCGCGAGACCUUGGAAGUUGCCCUCGAGAACUUGGGACCGCAAGUUCAGAUCCUCCUGAGCAAGGCCAGCUCGCUCCAGACGCAAGCAGAGCUCUUCGCCCGUUUUGCCGCAGAGAUGGACGGUUCAAAGGACUUCAAGAUGAAGGUGGCGGUGGACAAGUUCAAGAAGAAACCAACGAGCAACCUGACCACAACCUGCACGACAUGCAACAUGACUUGCCACCAGAAUUGCGCUUUUGCGAAUGAUGCGGACAAGGCCAGAUGCUGCGUCAUGCAAAAUGGACAGUGCACAGUUUGCAGCAGAAGGUGCCAUUGGUCACAGCAUCAGAACCUUCCAUACAUUCUUGAAUGGUACGUGGAGUACCAGCAGGUCACGCAGGAACAGCUGAAGAAGAGGUACGAUGCUGCCAACGAGGGCAAGCUGGACAAGGAGAAAGUCAUGCAAGGUCUUCUGAAUGACUUGGAUUCAGCACACACUGUGUUGGCAGACUGCUUGGUGAGGACCAAGAAGUGCAAGGAACGUCUUGCGGAGAUUGCAAUGCGCCCCAAUGCCAUCCCCAGCGAAGCUUACAUCGAGAUUAUGAUUGAAAACGAGAAGAGCAAGCAACAGCAUGGCUGGCAAAAUCGAGUCAAGGUCUUGCAGAAGCUGAAGAAGCAGAGCGAAUUGCUGAGAGAUGCAGAGGACCCGGAGUUCACGGAAAAGUUGCUCAAGAAAUUCCGGCAGGAUCAGAACAUCUCCUUCGUGGCAGAGAAGUCCGAUAUCGUGAGGAGCGGUCACAAGUCCAAGAGCUGGUAUAAUAAUUGGUUCGGUUCGAACUGA
This is a messenger RNA of Symbiodinium natans, 2943 nucleotides long. The record is from the annotation of a GenBank genome assembly. NCBI's taxonomy places the organism in Eukaryota, Dinophyceae, Suessiales, Symbiodiniaceae.